AUGGAAGCUUCACCAAUAACCGUGGCUGUUAUUCACACUCCUUACUGGAAUCUAUCAGAUGUCGGUUGCCUGAGAAAUGGAUCGCACAACGUCUUGAUACCUGCACUUCUUUACCUCCGAGCCUCCGAUAUUGAGAAGACACCUUCUUCACCUCCUACAUCGCAUCGCUCUCGAGAACGAAAGAGGAAAUGCACUCAAAGAAAUCAUCGCCACUCAGCUGAGAAGCAUCUGUAUCAGUCUUCUCAUGACUCAGAUACGGAGCAUUCAAACCCAUCUCCCUGCUCAGUGGGCUCCAAUGAUUCAAGCGGCCAGAAUGAUAGAGACCCCUCAAACAUUCUCUAUAAAUUGAAUACGACGGACCACGAACGCCUGCUAAUAAAUGAUCUCGACAAUGAGAGACGGCAUGAUGAGUAUUACUGUUCGGCUCCGUCAACUCCAGGUUAUACACCCGCAUCAAAAAAGAGAAGAAGGCAUGACGACGACGUAUCGAGAGCGAGGGAACGGAAGUCGCCAGAAGAGGAGAAGGACGAGUAUGAGCGAUGGGUAAUAGGUUCUUGGGACAAUCUAUUCUCAAGAGCAUCUAUAUAUCCUGACUGGGUGACAUUCCUCGUGCUAAAGGCUACUAUUCUUGAGGAGCAGAAGACUAUACUUCGCCCUAGUGACAGCUGGGAUGAGCAGUUCAAGCGGUUGUGGUAA
This is a messenger RNA of Fusarium redolens, 696 nucleotides long. RefSeq lists its product as uncharacterized. The transcript is spliced from 2 exons. NCBI's taxonomy places the organism in Eukaryota, Fungi, Ascomycota, Sordariomycetes, Hypocreales, Nectriaceae. The record is from RefSeq and is a predicted model, not a curated record. The coding region runs from base 1 to 696 and encodes 231 amino acids.